AUGGAAGAAUUGGAUUGGAUACGGAAGGGAAUCUUAACUUACACUGUGUCAAUAUCGAUUGUUCUCAGUAUUUUCAUCAAAACGAUGAUCGGAAGUUUAAGAAUCGGAAGAGCUGGCAUCUGGAAAAGCGGAGUUACCGAGAAUGGGCAAAUGAGUGAACGGACUGCAAAUACUGAGAAAAUCAAUAUGUGCACAAGACCCUCUAUGCCAGCUCUUCCGAUUCUUAAACUCCCGAUGCUCGUUUUGAAGAAAAUUCUGAGAUCAAUCGAUUUUGACACAGUAUACCCCAUCUCAUUAUGUUCCCGUAAAAUGUUUCACCUCGUUAAGAAUUUUAGAGACAAGACAGGGCCCCUAUACUUUACAGUAGAUGGAGAAGAAGGUUCACAUAUAACAGUGGGGACAACGAAUUAUGGCUUCAUCGUGUGCGUAUCUCCAAUGGCUAAAAAGUCUAAAACUGCUAAAUCAGUGAAUAUCAAUGGUCGCCUGGUACCUAUCGAUCGUGCAAAAGAGGAAGGCGACUGGAACACUUAUUGGAAUGAUGAGAUUCAAGGGAUUCCAACGGUUUAUGAGUACCUGUCGGAGUUAUUAGAAUACAAAUGUGCACCGGAAGUCGUCGUGUCCCGGAACACCCUCUGGUUGUUAAGUUAUAUUGAGAAGAGACAAGGGGAUAACUAUCAUUUGGUUAUUGGAGACAUAGGCGAAGAAGAGGAAGUCUGUCAUUUCAUAUUUUAUCUCGAAAGUUCUUAA
Molecule: messenger RNA, 747 nt
Organism: Caenorhabditis remanei
Lineage: Eukaryota; Metazoa; Nematoda; Chromadorea; Rhabditida; Rhabditidae
Exons: 3
Coding region: 1-747 (248 amino acids)
Molecular function (GO): protein binding
Source: RefSeq, a predicted model, not a curated record